ACCAAAUUAUGUUGCUGAGUACUUAAGUUCACAUGGAGUACUCGUGUGAAAAGCGCAAUCAACUACAAGUGAGAGAUUACGUUAGUCCUACACUCUGAAGGAAACUAGUCCUUUAUGGAAGCUGAUUAUUACUUAAUAUAUGUUCAGAACUCUUGAAUCUUUGUUAUUCUAACCUGAGAGCCUAUAGAGUUCCUUGGCCUUUCUUUUCAAGAGAGGCGUGAUCACAUUGAUAGAAAUGAGUUCCAGUGGUUUUACAGCAGAAGUUACAAGCUUGUCUCCUAGUGCAACAGAAAAGGAUGUCCACGAUUUCUUCUCUUUCUGUGGUGCAGUCCAACAUGUUGAAAUUAUCAGAGCUGGUGAAUAUGCAUGUACAGCCUACGUGACAUUCAAAAAUCUUCAUGCUCUGGAAACAGCAGUGUUGCUCAGUGGAGCCACCAUUGUGGAUCAACCUGUAUGCAUAACCAAAUGGGGACAUUACGAGGAUGGUGGUGAUCUCUGGAAUCGGACUACAUGGAACCUAGAAGAUGAAAGCAGUCCAAGUCAGCAUGCGCAAGAGCACUUGUUUGUUUCAUCUGCUGGGGAAGCUGUGACUGUGACUCAAGAUGUAGUCAAAACGAUGAUAGCUAAAGGAUAUGUACUCGGAAAAGAUGCAUUAGGCAGAGCAAAAGCCUUCGACGAAUCUCACCAAUUUUCAUCAACUGCAGUUGCUAAGGUUGCUGAGUUGAGCGAGAGAAUUGGACUCACCGACAAGAUUUUAGCUGGGGUUGAAGCAGCAAGAUCCGUGGAUCAGCAGUAUCACAUAUCAGAUACUACUAAAUCAGCAGUGUCAGCUACUGGAAGAACAGCUGCUUCUGCUGCUUCUGCUGUGGUUAAUAGUAGUUACUUUUCUAAGGGAGCCCUUUGGGUGUCGGGUGCUUUAAAUCGAGCUGCUCAAGUUGCUGCUGAUUUGGGUAACCGAGAUAAUAACAAAUGAAUAUUGGCCUAAACGGGUAUAUUCUGUUUCGUAUAGCACCUCAUUUGUCGCAUUUUCUUGUCUAUGUACAAAAUUUCGGAUGCGCUGAACUUUAGUUUUAGGCACUUUAGUGUUCCUUUCUGAUGGAUAUCCAAACUGCUCUGUGUAUGUGAUAAUUAUAUGUGCACUAAAACAUUGAAAACACCUUCUUUUU
This is a messenger RNA of Olea europaea var. sylvestris, 1166 nucleotides long. Its product is annotated as binding partner of ACD11 1-like. Bases 236 to 973 code for a protein of 245 amino acids. Gene Ontology annotation, molecular function: RNA binding. The transcript has 5 exons. The record is from RefSeq and is a predicted model, not a curated record. NCBI's taxonomy places the organism in Eukaryota, Viridiplantae, Streptophyta, Magnoliopsida, Lamiales, Oleaceae.